CACAGCGGUCGAUAGCAAAGGAAACCAGGCCAAACGCAGUGAAAAAAUACGAACGAGGAAAGAAGAAGGCGAAAACUAAAGAAAUCCUCAUAGAAAAACGUUUAAUUUGACCUGGGGAUAUUUGAAAUUUUCCCAGAAAUUGUCUCGGGUGAAAACUUGAAGCGUGUAGUGAACAGUGAAUCGAAGAAACCGAAUUCUCUUUGUCAAGUGCUGUGUUCUUUCGUGAGGAGAAACUUGAAAGUGUCCUGCGGUGACGGAGUUCUGCAUUUGCCGUCGCUAAUUGUGAGAUACAAACUGCAACUGACAGGCGGCAAUCAAGAGCUUAGCGGAAAUCGGAAGGGAGACACUUGCUCCUGCCGCCGGUCUCGCUUUCCUGCCUCGCACUUCAUCCAAAUCCCGGGAAAUUGUUCGCCUGCCAGGCCUCAAGCUGGGCGAUUACCGCAAAAUGACACGUGUCAGGCGCAUUGUGCGCUUGGCCUAAAAGUAUGCUGCAUCAUUAGUGUCAGGGCGAGGGCUCCUCACACCAACAACUACAACAACAGCGACACCAACAGCUACAACAACCAACGGAAGAGCAGCGGAGACAAAGGAAUCCCUGGCUGACUGCAGCUGGGAAAAUUGAAAAUGCAUGCUCAUUAGCAACGGCAGACGGCGAGCGGGAAAACCUAACAGCAAAAGCGCAUUGCGAGGAACGAAACCAAAAGUUCCCAAGUCGAACGAACGGAGGCGAACGCCGAAAAACAACGGCCCUUCAUAAUUAGCAAAAGCAACAGCAACAUCAACGGCAACAGCAAGAAGAAAGGCGGAAAAGCAGGAGGCGGCUGAUGGGCGGAAGGACAGCUGGCAAGAGUCAAGGACGAGCUAUAAAAUAAUUCGCGAAAGCAUGGCCACGGGAAGUUACUCCAGUUAUCUCGCUGCCUCAGCGAGCUGAUUUCGAGAAGCGGACAAAUUCGAAGCGCUCGCAAAUUAUCGCCGGGAAAAUUGAUAGAUUCGAUUAGCAAUCUAAAAAGCAAAAAGCCAGCCGAGAACAACAGCCGGAGGCUUCUUUAAUUUGUCAACCAACCAACCAACACAAAACCAACCACCACCCACCGCCCAUCGGACUUCCUCGAAACCCAUCGCCCUGAGCCGACAAACAUCGAGUCAUGCCUGAGCAGGAUAAUUACGAUGAUGAGUUGGUCUCCAGCAAUCCCAACCAGAGGAAUUGGCGCGGGAUCCUCAUCGCCCUGCUGGUCAUCAUCAUUGUCCUGGCCCUGAUUGUAACUUCGGUGGUGCUGCUCACGCCGCCCGAUGAGGGGCCGCGGGUCAAGGGUCAGCGCAUCAAGCUGCAGGACAUCGUCGACGGGCUCUUCAUGCCGCAGAACGCCAACGGCAGCUGGAUAGACGGCGAGGAGUUCCUCUACCAGGACCAUUUGGGUCGCAUCUGUCUGCUGAAUGCAGCCAAUCGCUCGGAACGUGUCCUCAUGUCCAACGUGACAUUCAAAACCCUGGCUCCAUUCACCUUUACCAUUUCGGCGGACAAGCGCUAUUUGCUCCUGGCCCAAAACGUUGUGAAGCUCUUUCGACACUCGUAUUUGGCCCAGUACACGCUCUACGACAUCCAGACCAGCGAGAGCAUCAAGUUGCGCCACAGUCCGCUGCAGGAUGAGUGGCCCUACCUGCACUUCGCUCGAUUCACGCCCGCCGGAAACGCUUUGGUCUGGGUGCAGGGAUACGACAUCUUCUACCGCCAGGAGGUGCGCAGCUCGGCCGUCCACCGGAUCACCCACGACGCGGUGCCCGGAGUGGUCUACAACGGCAUCCCGGACUGGCUCUACGAAGAGGAGAUCCUUCAUGCGAAUAAUGCAAUUUGGAUGUCGGACAACGGCCAACUGAUGCUGUUCGCCACCUUCAACGACUCCCUCGUCCAGGAGCAGCACUUCGCCUGGUACGGGACGACGGGUCCUCCAUCAGGAGGGGCAGCGGCAGCGGCGGCGGCGGCGGCUUCAGCGGGAACGGGGGGCGGGGGAGCGGGCAGCGCAUCGGGCGGAGGUAAUCCGCAUGCCAACCUGUACCCGGAAAUCAGGUCCUUACGCUAUCCUAAGCCAGGCACUCAGAACCCAACUGUAACCCUGCGAGUUGCCGACCUGAAGGAUCCACAGAAUGUUCGCAUCACAGACCUGCGACCCCCGCAAAUUUUGGCUCAUGAGGAUCACUACUUCAGCAGCGCCAGCUGGGUGAGUCACUCGAAGAUCGCGGUGGUGUGGCUCAAUCGUCCGCAGAACAUCUCGGUGGUCAGCGUGUGCAAGGCUCCGUCGUUCGAGUGCAUUGAGACCCACCGCGUGAGUGGAGAUGGACGUGGUUGGGUGGACACCGUGGCAGUUCCCCUGUUUGCCACCAAUGCCAGCGUCUAUGUGGCCAUUUCCCCCCUGCGAGACGGCCUGUUCGGCUACUUCCGGCACAUCGUGCACGUGGACAUCGACAAGAACCGGGUCCUGCCCCUCACCCACGGACCCUACGAGGUCAACCGCCUGCUGCACUGGGAUCAGCUGGAUAAUUGGAUCUACUUCCUGGGAACUCCGGAGCGGCUUCCCUCGCAGCAGCACCUUUAUCGCGUAUCCGCCCUGCCGGCCCGCCAAGGUCAGGCCCUCCACCCACCGGAUUGCCUGACCUGCCCGGCAGUGAGCCAGUUCGCCGAGGGCUACGACGAGGGACACACCAAGUCGCCGCCGAAGCUGGUGACCGCCUGGGACGACGACUGGGAGGACUCCGAGGAGGCGGAGGCUCCUGCUCCCCAACCGGCUCUCCCGGUGGAGCAGCAGAAUCCGGGGAGGGGUCAGGGCGCCCCACUGCCUCCUCCUCCGAGUGAAUGCCUGUACCACGAGGCACAGUUCCCGCUCUCCCGGCAGGCGAAAUAUGUCCUGGUCGACUGCCUGGGACCCGUGGUGCCCACCUCGAUCAUCUACGGCCUGAAGUCCACCUCUGUGGAGAGCCCCAAGGUCAAAAGGCAGAACUCCCAGCAGGAGGAACCUCCCACGGAAAACGGCGAGGAGAAGGCGGCGGAGCAGCCGAAGUCGCAGUUCCUGGAGCUGCUGGUCACCGUGCAGAACAACACGCGGCUGAAGGAGAAGAUGGCCCGCACGGCCAUGCCGCAGAUCAAGACCUUCCCCGUGAUGAUCUCCGGCGGAUACCACGCACAAGUGCGGCUCUACCUGCCUCCGGUGCUGCGCGAGGACGAGAUCACGCGGUACCCCACCAUCCUGCACGUCUACUCCGGUCCGGGCAGCCAGCUGGUCACCGACCGCUGGCACGUCGACUGGAACACCUACCUCUCCGGCAGCAAGGACUACAUCGUGGUGGAGAUCGACGGGCGGGGAUCGGCGGGCCAGGGCUACCAGCUGCUGCACGAGGUCUACAAGCGGCUGGGGAGCGUCGAGGUCUCCGACCAACUGGAGGUCAGCGAGUACCUCAGGGACAACCUGCACUUCAUCGACUCCCGCCGCAUGGGCGUCUGGGGCUGGAGCUACGGAGGAUACACCGCCGCUCUGGCCCUCGCCGGCCAGCAGUCGAUCUUCCAGUGCGGAAUCAGCGUAUCGCCGGUCACCAACUGGAAGUUAUACGAUUCCACGUACGCGGAACGCUAUCUGAGCUUCCCGAACGUGACGGACAACUACAAGGGCUACGAGGAGAGCGAUCUGUCGAAGUACGUGGACAACCUGCGGGAUCGCCAGUUCCUGUUGGUCCACGGAACCGCCGACGACAACGUGCACGUGCAGCAGUCGAUGGUUUUGGCCAGAUCUCUGACCAGCAAAGGAGUUCUCUACAAGCAGCAGAUCUAUCCCGACGAGGGCCACAGCCUUUCGGGGGUCAAAAGGCACUUGUACCGCUCGAUGACCGCCUUCUUCGAGGAUUGUUUCAAGAAACUGGUGCCGCCGGAAUCGAAAGCUGGCCUCGGCAACGGCGGCGAUAUGCAACAGCAAUAAACAUGAAUUAUGGAACCAGCAGCAGCAGCAAGUAUUUAAUAUAAACAUCGUAAUUCUGAUAACAGAAGUACGGAAAACCAACAAACUCCGACCGGAACGUGCGAACGAAAUGUUUGUUUGUAAAUUGCAUUAAAUGUGAUUUAUCAUAAAAACAUCCACAAUUCUCAGACACACACAGCCAACUGUUAAAUGGCAGCCCGAAUAGCCAAACAGCAACAACACCAGCACGAACAACUAAGUUAAAUGGCAUUUUGUGUAAAAUUAAUAAGAAAAGCAGCAGCAAAGCAGCGAGAGCGAAAUGCCAAGUAAGUGUGCACAAAAAGAAGCAUAAACAAACAAGUGUGUAUGUAUGCAGACAAAGCGAACAAAAUCAACAUGGUUGUGAAAACAUAACUCACACAGGCACACCCACCCACACAGAACCACAAACACACGCACAGAAAGAGAGAGAGAGAGAGAGCGCACGCACAAAGGUAGGCAAUAAAAAUUUACACAUGCGGCAUUUCUCCGCUGACAGGUGUGACAUUUCAAUGCCCUUGCAGGAGGUUUACUUAACCCGCCAAGCAUUUUGGCACAUUUUUUUGGAAACUCUUAAGAAGUUAGUUAUUUUGCAUUUUUAAAAAUAUUUUUUAUUAUAUGGCUGAACCAAAAAAUUUUUUUUAAACUUUCUGAAAACUAAAUAAAAUACAAAACUUCAGAAAAAGGUUAGGAAGAAUGUUUUACUUAAUUAUAAUUAGUGAAGGUAUUAUUUCAAUAGUAAAAUUUCAGUUACAUAAAAUCAUCUUCGUAGCUCAUAACUGUAGAAUUUUUGGAACAAUUCCUGAAAUAAAUUAAGCGAGGGAACUUAGUUAGUCGACUUCCUUAGGCUGCACAUUCGUUUCGGUUAACUUUUUCAUUUCAUUGAAAUCUAUGCAUUUUUUGCAUAAAUAUCCAACGAGGGCAAACAGAAAUGAAAUUGAAAAGUACAUUUAUCGAAAAUGCUACACGUGAACCAGCUGAGGUUCGUGCUGCUCUGCUUGAACGGAAAUGACCAGCAUAAAUCAAAUCUGAAAACAUUCUAAAUGACAUUUUCUGAUAGUCGAACGGUUUUAUCAUUUGCCAAGGGAAAGUUUUCCAAACUGUGAGCCAUUAGCUCACGGGGGGCGGGAAAUGGCCCAUAAAUUGCGACUGAAUUUAUGGACUUAGCUCAUAAUUGAGUCUGGAUUUGCAAACUGUUGACAAAACGAAUGAUUGAAGUGAGAACUUGUGUACUAAACUCUUACCAAGUCAAACACGCAUUCGACUUAAAAAACUCAGUCACUGUUUGGAUAGAUUAAAAUACGUUUUUAAUUUCACUUUCGUUACUCGUAAAUUCGAUCGUAAAAUUUACUGCCCGAAAAAACAGAAUAAAACUGAAAAAUGUCCGAGAGAUGGGCCUCAGUUGGCGAGAAAAUAAUUCGUUUGCAGUAAAAUUUAAUUAAAUCAGACGAAAUAAAAACACUGCAAUAAAUAAAACAUAAAUAUUUGAAAUGAAAUGAAGGAAACAAACAGGCGAGUCCGCAACACAAACAAAUGCAUAAAAAACGUUUGAAUAAAUGCAGAUAUAAUUGAAUUUUCACAAAGCAAACAGAAGAAUUACCAAAUGGCCAAAGUAAAGUUAAAUUAAUAAAGGGAGGAUUAAAUGUGAAAUUCGAACCGAACACAAAUUAUAAAUCAAACAAACCAAUUAAAUAGUAUAAAUGCAUGUAAUUAGCGCAAUAAUACUUAAUAGAUAAAUUUACGACCUUUUGUUUAUUUUUAAACCCACUUCCCUGCUAAAAAGAAAACAAAACGAGAGUAGUGAAAGUCUAGUAGCGUUAGUCAAAGUCCAAACAAAAACCAAAAAAAUAGUUAAUUAAGCAAAGGUGAAUUAAAAUGAUAAACAAAAAUGAGAAAAAGGUCAAAAAUAGCUGCGAUACACAUUAAAAAUAAAAUGGGAUAAAAGCAAUGCUCAAAAUGUAUGAAAAUUAAGGGGAGCAGAAGAAAAGCCAACGACACUGCAUCGCACAAUUAGUACAAAUCUCAUUUACCCCAUUCCUUCCGUUUAUUUACCUCCCAGAGUAAGGCAGUACUAUAUAAAGGGAUUAUCUUUAAUUAGACAUUUGGCACACAUUUUUGGAGAGCAGCAGUUAAUUAGCAACCGCUGCUGGAUUCAGGUUUAUAGUUCUGACUGUGGGCAGAGCACUUCUCCAAGAUAUGCGAAUUUUGGAGGUUUAUCACAUUAAACUUUACGUAAAAUUUUCCAGUGUUGUAUUAUUUAUUUACUUAUUUGCCGAGCGGCAAGCUCUAUCCCAUUGUUGAACAUUUUUAAAUUCCUGGGAACUCGUUGGCAGCCUUUUAAUACGACAGCUAAAUGGCGUCUUACCAUUUGCAAUAUAAUCUGUUCAAGUUCCCAGAACAGAACAGAACAGAACACUACUUUGUUUCCCGCUAAAUCUCUAUAAAUAUAAAUGCGAGUAUCCAUUUACGUAGUCUGCAGCUCGUAGUAAUAGCAAUCCCGUCGGUAUAGAGUUUCCCCCAACUUUCAGGGCAAUUUUAAUAAUAAAGCCGCGUUGGCCGCAAAGUAUGCUACACAAAGUAUAAACUCGUCCUUACAGCGACACCCCUUCCCCGCCCCUUCUUCUUCCCAUCAGGUAGGCAGUGAUGUGUGCUGGUGUUGGAAAAUUGCAAGCCAACAUAAAUUUAUGUCUGCCUGACACUUUUAUGUGCCGCGCUGGCGGUUUCAGCUUUUUACGUCGCGUUUUUAGACGCUAGCAGAACGCAUGCCAAUGUUUGGCUAAGCCGCAGGUUUUCCUGUCCACAAUUAACUCACACAGAUGCCUGCUGCCACACCUGGCCAGUGAUUCUGUGCUUGUGUGUGUGUGUGUGUGAGUUGGGGGCGUGUGUCGGUGUGAAGGCGCUUAUUUUUAGCCCGAAAGGUCGUCCGUAAGAGGGGCUGUAAAAGGCCAGCUGGUGCUCUCGUUCCCUCGUCCUGUUGACAUACGCAAAAUAAAGGAUAAAGGUGUUUGCCUUAAAUGGGCCUAUUCCGAACUCCCCAUUACUACCCACCCCCACCCCCACCCACAAUAAAAAUCCGAGAUGAAGCCAUAAGUGCGAUGCUGUGUCGGCGAGCCAUGAAAAUUGAAAAAGGCUCGAAAACAAAGGGAACGCCGAAAACAAAACAUUCAAAUGCUUUCUAUGUAGUGUACUAAGGACCAAUUACCAAAGAAACGUGCGGGAAUAAUUAAAUAAAUAUAUAUACAAUUAUGAAAAUGUAGCAACGCGCCGUAGAGGAUUAACGAAAUUUGCAAUAUAUACAUAAACACACCUACGACAUAAUGAAUAUUGACUCAAAUACCAUUUAGUAAUUAUACAAGCAAAUAUAUACCUACGAUAUAUACAAGAAAUCAAAUAAAUAUGUAUACAUUUACGGAAGUGGUAGUUUAGUUCAAUUAGAGGAUCAAGCGUUUGCAUUAUUCGAGUUACAACCUAUUGAAACCAAGUAAAGUGAAAACUAUAAAUACUGUUAGCUCAACCAAAAGCUCGACUCCUGAGCGAGUGGCUCUGUAAAAAAGGUAAACUGUAAUAUACGCCUAUGCAUAACUAAAUAACUAUACUUUGAUAUAUGAUAAAUAUAUUUUAUAAACAACUUUUACUCUUAAACAACAAACAAUUUUAAUACUCUAUCUUCAGCCUUACCGUAAACUAAACGAAAGAAUCUAAGAAGGAAUAUAGUGUCUCCUUGAGAAGAGAUCCGAAAGCUAAUGUGCAAAGAUGCAAUUCUAGCCUAACCUAAGCCUAAAACCAACGAAAUCGAUUACAAGUUGUUAGUUCUGUUGUUUAAUGUAAAUAAGCUUUAAGGUGGUUAGCUCAAUUCGAAUACUUUGUUUACUCCUUUCGUUAAAGAGCGUUUGAGAAAUACUUAAGCCGAUAGCGAAAACAAAACCUUUGUGAUCCAACAAGUUUCUUCUCUUCCAUGAAGCAAAACCAAACUAACCAAUAUAAUAAUAUGAAUUUAAAAUUAAUAUGUAAUUACAUUGACUUAAUUAGCUGAGACGUUCAAUAAUUUCGCCAGGCAUUUAGUAAAGGAAAUCGUGGAAAACGAAAAUACCUAAAAUAAAUGAAAGCCAAAAAAGGAAACUGAA
Messenger RNA from Drosophila ficusphila, 8104 nucleotides. It is a transcript of the gene Dpp10, whose product is annotated as inactive dipeptidyl peptidase 10. Gene Ontology annotation, molecular function: dipeptidyl-peptidase activity; serine-type peptidase activity. The transcript has 15 exons. The record is from RefSeq and is a predicted model, not a curated record. Bases 1146 to 3962 code for a protein of 938 amino acids. NCBI's taxonomy places the organism in Eukaryota, Metazoa, Arthropoda, Insecta, Diptera, Drosophilidae. Gene Ontology annotation, biological process: proteolysis.